Messenger RNA from Raphanus sativus (radish), 1274 nucleotides. Its product is annotated as transcription factor MYB54. Gene Ontology annotation, biological process: regulation of DNA-templated transcription. The coding region runs from base 468 to 1157 and encodes 229 amino acids. NCBI's taxonomy places the organism in Eukaryota, Viridiplantae, Streptophyta, Magnoliopsida, Brassicales, Brassicaceae. Gene Ontology annotation, cellular component: nucleus. The record is from RefSeq and is a predicted model, not a curated record. The transcript has 3 exons. Gene Ontology annotation, molecular function: DNA-binding transcription factor activity, RNA polymerase II-specific; RNA polymerase II cis-regulatory region sequence-specific DNA binding.
AGGAUCUAAGUUAUACAUGAGAAAAUAGAGAAAAGAAAAAAAGGUAGAUACAAGAUUACUUAAAAUGGGUGUUGUGUUGGUUAGGGAAGACGUUGGCAUCAGUCGCCGGUGGAGAGGUCUGUCCAAACCCUCCCGACUCUCUAACGAAUUAUUUAUUUUAUUUCUUUUUCAUAUUUAUGUAUAUAUAAAAGUUAUAUAAUAGACUAUAUAUACAUGUAUACGUGCGGUUGCUCUUCACCUUUCUUCUUGUUCCCACAUACCCAUCUUCCCCAACCUUUCCCUAAGAAAAAAAAACUUAGGGUUUUAAAUUCCGAUAUUUCAGACAUAUGUAUAUAUGUUGUUGAUAUAGUUAACAUCUCUGUGUUUUCUCGUCUUAAUAUACUUCUUUGUUCUUGUAUUGGCUUCAAUCGGUACACUUAAAAAGGUGUUAGGUAGUUAAUAGAUCGGUGUAAAGAAAGAAAAAGAUCAUGUGUAGUCGAGGCCAUUGGAGACCAUCAGAAGACGAGAAGCUCAAGGAUCUGGUCGAACAAUAUGGUCCUCAUAAUUGGAACGCCAUAGCCCUCAAGCUCCCUGGUCGAUCUGGUAAAAGCUGUAGAUUGAGAUGGUUUAAUCAAUUAGAUCCGAGAAUAAACCGAAACCCUUUCACGGAAGAAGAAGAAGAAAGACUUUUAUCGGCUCACCGGAUCCACGGGAACAGGUGGUCUAUCAUAGCUAGGCUUUUCCCGGGAAGAACCGACAACGCUGUCAAGAACCAUUGGCACGUCAUCAUGGCUCGACGCACACGUCAAACCUCCAAGCCUCGAACUCUUCUUCCCUCCAUGACUUCGUCUUCUUCUUUGAUGGCGAAUGAACAAAUCAUGAUGGGUUCUGGUGAUCGGAAGAGAAUACUCGGAGACGUUGUUAAUUACCCUUACCAAUUCUCGCAUAUCAAUCAUCUUCAAUUCCUCAAGGAGUUUUUCACCGGAAAGGUUACUUUAAAUACCAAAGCAAAUCAGAGUAAAAAGCCUGUAGAGUUCUACAAUUUUUUACAAGUAGAUACAGAUUCAAACAGGAGCGAGGUUAUUGAUCAAGAUUCAGACAAAAGCAACCCCAAUGACUCGGACAAUAAAAACGAAAAUCGUGUUCCUUUCUUCGACUUUUUGUCUGUUGGAAAGUAAUCUGCUUCUUAGGGUUAGUUCAUUUCCAGUAUAUCUGUAUAUGUACACAUGUAAGUCCUAAAUUUCUAGCUUAUAAACUAUAUAGUCCGUACGUAUACGUACGAGACUUUAGAUCAA